GCUGCUGCUACUUUGUGCUCUUGCGCCGUAGUCUCCUCCCCCCUUCCCUUCGCCUGUUCUUAUCUGAUCUCCACCCCUCUCCCCUCCCCUCCCCUCCCCUCCCUCGUGCCUUCUUCUCCCCACCUUUCCCCCACCCUCCCGCCGCUGUUUUUCUCUUCCUAGCUCUCCCAGGUCAUGGCAAAGGUGAAAAGCGGAUAAAACUAGCAAGUGGGAGAUCGACGCAGGUGAACACCACCACAGCUACAAGUAGUAGUGGAAGGAAGUGGAAUUUCUUGUGUGGAGAAAAAGAGCUGCUUGAGUGACCAUGAUGGGAGGUGGGCUGCUGAUGGAUCAGGGCAUGGCGUUCUCCGGCGUGCACAACUUCGUGGAUCUGCUCCAGCAGAACGGCGCCGACAAGAACCUCGGCUUCGGCUCCCUUAUGCCGCAGACAUCCUCCGGCGACCAGUGCGUCAUGGGCGAGGGCGACCUCGUGGACCCCCCCACGGACAACUUCCCGGACGCCGGGGAGGACGACAGCGACGACGAUGUGGAUGACAUCGAGGAGCUGGAGCGCCGCAUGUGGCGCGACCGCAUGAAGCUCAAGCGCCUCAAGGAGCUGCAGCAGAGCCGCGGCAAUGAGCAGGCCGGCGGCCGGCGACGGGGCUGCGGCAUCAUUCCGGAGAAGGGCAAGCCCGUGAGCGGCGCCUCUGACAACCUCCGUGCCUGGUGGAAGGAGAAGGUCCGCUUCGACCGGAACGGCCCGGCCGCCAUCGCCAAGUACCAGGCCGACAACGCCGUGCCGGGCUCCGAGAGCGAGCUGGCUUCCGGCACCGCCAGCCCGCACUCGCUGCAGGAGCUGCAGGACACCACGCUGGGCUCGCUGCUCUCGGCGCUCAUGCAGCACUGCGAUCCACCGCAGCGAAGGUUCCCGCUCGAGAAGGGCAUCUCUCCUCCAUGGUGGCCGUCCGGCGACGAGGAGUGGUGGCCGGAGCUUGGCAUCCCCAAGGACCAGGGCCCGCCCCCGUACAAGAAGCCCCAUGACCUGAAGAAGGCCUGGAAGGUCAGCGUGCUCACCGCUGUCAUCAAGCACAUGUCGCCGGACAUCGAGAAGAUCCGGCGCCUCGUUCGCCAGUCCAAAUGCCUCCAGGACAAGAUGACCGCCAAGGAGAUCUCCACCUGGCUGGCCGUGGUGAAGCAGGAAGAGGAGCUGUUCAUGAGGCUGCACCCGGGCGUUCGCCCUCCAGCGUCUGCCGGCGGCAUCGCCAGUGCCAUAUCAUUCAACGCCAGCUCGAGUGAGUACGACGUUGACCUCGCCGACGACUGCAAGGGCGAUGAGGCCGGCACCCACAAGAUGGCCAUGGACGAUCCAACCGCCUUCAAUCUCGGCGCGGCCAUCCUGAAUGACAAGUUCCUCAUGCAAGCGCCCAUGAAAGAGGAGACCGGCGAUAUGGAGUAUGUCCAGAAGAGGAGCGCGGUGGCCACCGAGCCGGAGCUGAUGCUGAACAACCGCGUCUACACCUGCAACAACGUCCAGUGCCCACACAGCGACUACGGGUACGGCUUCCUUGACCGGAAUGCGCGCAACAGCCACCGGUACACCUGCAAGUACAAUGAUCCCCUCCCGCCAAGCGCGGAGAACAAGGCAACGCCACCUGCGCCGCCGCAAGUCUUCCCGGCAGCCUACAACCAGCAGAACCAUGGGCUCAACAACCUGGAUUUCGGCCUCCCCAUGGACGGCCAGAGGUCCAUCGCCGAGCUGAUGAACAUGUACGACACCACCUUCCCGGCCACCAACAAGAACAUGGGCAACGACGACGUCACCAUUAUAGAGAGGCCCAAUGCCAUCACCCCAGUAAUGGACGAGGGUUUCUUUGGACAGGGCAAUGGAAUUGGAGGCAAUGGCGACAGUAUGUUCAGUGAUGUGAGUAACAUGAUGCAGCAGCAGCAAGCACAACAGCCACAGCAGCAGCAGCAGCAGCAGCAGGCCCCGGCGCAGCAGCAGUUCUUCAUCCGUGACGACGCGCAGGCGCAGUUCGGCAACCAGAUGGGCAGCAUCUCCGGCGCAUCGGAUUUCAGGUUCGGCUCUGGCUUCAACAUGUCUGGCACCGUCGACUACCCGCAGAAGAACGACGGCCCCAACUGGUACUACUGAAUGAAGAAUAAACUCCUAGGGUCAUAAGCUUUCUUCGUGGCAAAACCAACCUUGUGUUUCCAUGGGGAAGUGUCGUCGUCGUCCUCCUAAGAAGUGGGUAAUUCUAUAGGUCUUCUCUUAAUUUUCAUAUAGGUUUUGCAGUAGUUGCAAAUAGGCUGGAACUUGGAACUGGUUAUAUACAUGUAUGUCCAUCCAGCUGGUGAACCUCUUCUCUUAUGGAAAACUUAAUUUUAUUCCUAGUUGAACUUGUUAGUUAAAAUGCUGUUCAUAUGACUGGCUGGCUGUCAAAUUGCUUGUGUAUUUGUUGAUUCCGUUCCUUGUGAUUGGUGAAUGUAUGAACUGGUGCUCUCUUA
Molecule: messenger RNA, 2484 nt
Organism: Triticum urartu
Lineage: Eukaryota; Viridiplantae; Streptophyta; Magnoliopsida; Poales; Poaceae
Source: RefSeq, a predicted model, not a curated record